UGCAUCUAUCCCACACGUUGGAUAUUCGUGGACUUUAUAAAGUCAACUCUCUCACCCCUCUUUUCGACCUAUUAAUAUUAAUGUUUAGUGAUAUUCUUUCACAUUUAUCAUUACCCAUACCUGAAAAAACAAAACAACCCAACAUCCAAUUAACAAAUCAGAAAAGAUGAAGCUUAUUUGGUCACCGGAGAUGGCUGCUAAAGCUUUUACAGACACCGUUAAAUCCUGUGAGCUUCACCAAGGAUCAAGUGUGUCAGAGCUGAUAUCCGCUAUGGCUGCUGGAUGGAACGCUAAAAACAUAAUCGAAACAUGGUGUCGCGGCGGUAUCAUAGCAACAAGCAUUGGUUUAGCUGUUGCAUCAACUCACACAAGUGGUAGACACGUAUGCAUAGUCCCAGACCAGGACUCAAAAACUGAAUACAUCACUGCAAUGAAAAAAGCAGGAAUGUCAUCAACUGAAGUAAUCAUUGGAGAGGCCGAAACUGUAAUAAAAGGGUCGCUAGACGUUAUAGAUUUUUUGGUGGUUGAUUCAAGACAAAAAGAUUUUGUAAAGAUUUUAAAAGCAGCUAAGUUUGGACACCGUGGGGCGGUUUUGGUUUGUAAGAAUGCUAGUACUUUGAAAGCAGGUUUGGAUUUCCAAUGGGCGAGCUUGUUUGAAGAAGGUGGUGGUUCACGAAGGAUUGUGAGAUCGGUGUAUUUGCCGGUGGGAAAUGGGUUAGACAUUGGUCAUGUUUCUGCUGGUGGUGGUGAACUCGGGUUGGGUUUAGAGAAAGUUAAGAAGAAGGGCAAUAAGUGGAUUAAACGGAUUGAUAGGCAAUCCGGGGAAGAGUUUCUCAUACGAAAGUAAAGAAGAAUUAGUAUAUAUUCUUUUGUUAAUUAGUGUAGAAAUUUAACUAGCAGGAUUAGUGAAAUUUCUUUCCUAUUUAUUCUUAUAUGGUUUUGUGAUUAGAAACUCAAAAGUUUAAUACUCGUUAAAUUUCCGGUUUGACA
This is a messenger RNA of Erigeron canadensis, 990 nucleotides long. RefSeq lists its product as uncharacterized. Lineage: Eukaryota; Viridiplantae; Streptophyta; Magnoliopsida; Asterales; Asteraceae. The transcript has 2 exons. Bases 167 to 847 code for a protein of 226 amino acids. The record is from RefSeq and is a predicted model, not a curated record.